UAAUUUUAAAAAAUAAUGGUCAAUUAGAGGCCCUGAAUUACUAAGGGCCCUUGUACUUCAGCCCAGGUAGGCCUGUGCAUUAAACCACUCCUGGGUGCAGUACAGUGGCUCACCUAGACGGGAAAGUCGAAAAUAUUGUGUUAGCACAAAAUAUAUGAAAAUACUGAGUAAACUAACCAAACAGAGACCAAUAUGAAUGUCAGAGUGGACAUACAGGAACUAUUUUAUUGCACUAAGGUCUAAAUUGAUACAUCUUUAAAGUAUUAGUCUAUGCAAAAUAAGCCAACCAUGCUGAUUUGAAUAUCACUCACCCAGAGGUGCUGGAUGGAUCCAAAGAAUGUUUUAAAAGUCCACAGCAAACAGUGAAGACAGUAAAAGGAAGUCAGCUGGCAAAGUUCAGGACUUGUUUUAUAUAUUUUGGUUCAGCUACAGUGUAAAAUGGGAGGAGUUUUAUGUUCAGACAUGGGUGGGACCAAUAACCAGACCACCAUUACGGAUCUAAAGCAAGACUUUGAGGCCUUAAGGAAGGAGUGUUUGAAACAAGGAGUACUUUUCUGUGACCCGACUUUCCCAGCUGGACCCAAAUCUUUAGGCUUCAGUGAACUCGGGCCAAGUUCUACCAAAGCCUUUGGAGUGGAAUGGAAAAGGCCCAAAGACCUGUGCUCAAGCCCUCAGUUCAUCAUUGAUGGAGCUACAAGGACCGACAUUUGCCAAGGAGAGCUAGGUGACUGCUGGCUGAUGGCGGCUAUCGCCUCUCUGACUUUGGACAAAGACAUUUUAGCACGUGUGAUUCAUCCUGAGCAGAACUUUACAGACAACUACGCCGGCAUCUUUCACUUUCAGCUGUGGCAGUAUGGGAAAUGGGUUGACGUUGUCAUUGAUGACUUGCUGCCCACCAGAAAAGGACAGCUGCUGUUUGUCCACUCGGUGGAGAAGAAUGAGUUCUGGAGCCCCCUGCUGGAGAAGGCCUAUGCAAAGGUGAACGGCAGCUAUGAAGCUCUUUCUGGAGGCCUGGCCACUGAAGGCUUUGUGGACUUCACUGGAGGCAUCUCGGAAUGCUACAAGCUGAGCAAAGCUCCUCCAAACCUGUUCAGCAUCAUGAAGAAAGCGCUCAGUCGGGGUUCUUUGCUGAGCAGUUCUAUAUCUCCCAGCAGUGCAAAUGAAAAAGAAGCAAAGACCAAAGAGCACCUGGUGACCACACAUGCCUAUUCCAUCACUGGGGCUGAAGAGGUACAUGUGGGUGAGAGUCGAGUGGAGCUGGUGCGUCUCAGGAACCCGUGGGGUCACAUGGAAUGGAACGGCGCUUGGAGCGAUGACUCCAAAGAGUGGGAUCACGUCUUGCCGGAGGAGAAAUCCAAGCUGGAUCACUCAGCAGACGAUGGAGAGUUCUGGAUGGCGUUCUCAGACUUUGUGCAGCGGUACUCAGUGGUGGAGAUCUGUAACCUGACUCCAGAUGCGUCUAGCAGUGACGAGGUGGGACAGUGGAACCUGUACCAGUUUGAGGGAAGCUGGAAGGUGGGCUCUACGGCUGGCGGCUGCAGCAACCACCCAGCUACAUUCAGCUUAAACCCACAGUUUCCGAUAAAGCUUGAGCACGUGGACCACAGUGACCAGGAUGGAGGUCAAAACUGCUCUGUUCUUGUGGGUCUGAUGCAGAAAGGAGGACGCAAAGAGAGAGAGUUGGGCCAUGACUACAACUUCAUUGGCUUUGUCAUCUACAAAGUUCCAGAUGAGCAUAAAGGCCGCACGGACGUCCACCUGAGUCCUGAUGACCUGUGGCGUCUGAGCCCGGUGGCUAGAAGCAGCUUUGUGAACGCUCGUGAAGUGUGUGAGCGCUUCAAGCUGCCGCUGGGAGAGUACGUCAUCAUUCCCUCCACAUACGAGCCCAACCAUGAGGGCAGCUUCCUGCUGAGGGUGUUCUCUGACAAAUAGACCCCCUGCAGAACCAAUGAUGGAACGAACCCCUUAGAAAUCUACCUUUGUAGUUUUGUCAGAAUGUUUAAAU
Molecule: messenger RNA, 2005 nt
Organism: Colossoma macropomum (tambaqui)
Lineage: Eukaryota; Metazoa; Chordata; Actinopteri; Characiformes; Serrasalmidae
Product: calpain-2 catalytic subunit-like
Exons: 12
Coding region: 439-1932 (497 amino acids)
Biological process (GO): proteolysis
Cellular component (GO): cytoplasm
Molecular function (GO): calcium-dependent cysteine-type endopeptidase activity
Source: RefSeq, a predicted model, not a curated record